This is a messenger RNA of Candidozyma haemuli, 2109 nucleotides long. RefSeq lists its product as uncharacterized. The record is from RefSeq and is a predicted model, not a curated record. The transcript is spliced from 2 exons. Gene Ontology annotation, molecular function: protein binding. The coding region runs from base 1 to 2109 and encodes 702 amino acids. Lineage: Eukaryota; Fungi; Ascomycota; Pichiomycetes; Serinales; Metschnikowiaceae.
AUGCCUGUGAUGGCCCAGCGAAAGCUGGUGGUCCAGAGAUGGGCCAGUACUGAAGCAGCGCCAGUGACACCAACUGAAGACUUAAAGACAGAGAAUUACCUGAGGAGCCAGAAGGCGCUUAAUAUCAGAAACCAGGUGGAAGAGGUGGUCAACGAGGCUAAGGCUCUGGACUUGUCUGAAGCGAUCAAUAUCCUUGAAGAGGCAGUGACAUACCUUCGAGACGUGCAAGGUGAAGAGAAAAUCACGAACAGGGGGUUUUACGGCUUGUUCCAGCGUCCGUUGGCGACGUUGACGGAAAAGGUACUCACUGAAGGUGCUGGCUUGGGCGGAAGAACGCCAGAACAGGUGUUGGACUUGUUCAUUGACCUUAAGGUCGCCCAUAAGGCCCAUUUUUUCUUCUUUGCGUUGAAUGAGUUGAAGAAGGGCGGCCUGGAUAUGUACGCCAACGUGCUUCGGGUGUGGCUCAGGUUCCUUGAGUACUCCAAGGCUAUGGAGACGUUUGAUGCUAACGUGCACUUGUCGUAUGAGUUUCCUUUCCUUCUGGAGAAGGGAUACAGGUUCCUGCUGCUCCAGCAGUUUGCCUACUUGGCGUUUAUGAUGCAGUGUCACAACGAGGGCGUGAAACCUUCGCUUGACUCGAUCUCCAAGCUUCUCCAGCUGCAAGACCCUACCCAGCUCCCGUACAUUAAAGCUGUGCGUAGUGCCUUUGCUUACCACGGCGUGAGAGAGUUUAAUGACGAUUUGCGGACGUUCUGGACCAUGGACGAGGGCUUGAGAGCUGAAAACGCAGACAUCAACAGUGAGUAUACCCAGAAAGAGAUCAAGAAGGCGCUCAGUCGGUCGCAUAUCAGAAUGCUUUCUAGUUUUUACGAAUCGCUUAAAGAGCGUGCAGUGACAAAGAACGAAAGCAUCAACGAAGAAACCUUGGUCAGUUUCAUGCUGGGAUUCAACCAAUUGAACGAUUUCGAAACGUCUUUCAAGAUUUUUGGUAGCAUGCAAGAACAAGGCGUUCGUCCAACGCAACUGGGCUACGCUGCUUUAUUCAAGACUAUUGGACAUCCAGAUAGAAUUCUCCUGUUGACAGAGAAGGAGCGUGCAGAGGUUGGAAAAACAGCAGAAAUCACUUUACAGAGUAUGCUUGUGUCUGGCGUGAAAAUGAACCAGGACGUUUUGUCUUGUGUGAUUUCCUGUUUUGCCAAUGCUGGCCAGUCUGAGCGUGUGGACCAGUUAACCAAGGAAUAUGAAAAAUUGGGCCUCAACACUGACGCCAAAAACAGUAUCUUGAUUGGUCUUCUUUUGAACAGAAAGGUGCAUUUGGCUGAAAAGAAGUUUAAGGAGUUCUUGGCCAAGGACCCGUCCUACGUUCCAAACACUUACACCAUGAACUCCUUCUUUUCUUCCUACACCAGACUCAAGAAGUUCGAGGAGGCCGAGAAGGUGCUUCUGUUCAUGAGAGAAAAGGGCAUUCCUGAAGACUUCGCUACCAUCACCACCGCCAUCGACUACUACUUCAAACUCAUGACUUCUCGUGGCCAAGUGCCUGACAUUGUGCUGAUCAUGAACGACUUGAAACAAGAGCACUUUAGGUUCACUGACGCCUCGAUCAACUCCAUUCUUUACACUUUGACAUCUACUGGUGUCAACUUAGAGGCUGCCAGAGCCGUGCACAAGUACUUUAUUGAGCAAACGCCAAAGAACCGUUUCUCAAAGGUCAUUUCCACGACCAUGAUCGAUGCCGAAUUGAAGUACGGUUCGAUCUACAACGCCGAGGCUCUUUUCAAGUUCCACGUUGAUAACAUGACCAACGAUACAAGAAUGUGGAACCAGUUCAUUCGUCGUGCUUUAGAAAAGGACGAUGCCAUUGCAUUGAAAUACUAUAAGAAGUUGAAGCAGCAAGACACCGCUGGAGCACAGAGGAACUACUUCACGUUCUACUUUAUGUUCACGCAUUACAUGAGAACGAAGCAGAACGAUAAGCUCCAGUGGUUGCUUGACGAGCUUGCCAAGGCCAAUUUGAGCGAUUAUGGUACUCGUUUGCCAGAGAUUGUGGAUAAAUUGAAGACUUCGUGCAAGGUGGACCCAGCUUUGGCUGCCAAACUUAAAAACUAA